CCUUCUUGGAUUGAGGCUAACAACAGAAGGCUCUUGUGUCUGUUCUUCUGCCUGAAGUGACACGACGGUGAGAGAGCAGGAAGAGACGAAGGAGAAGGUCGGAGCCCGCAAAGGGCCGUUGGACCGAUGCCCCUUUGGGAAAGGAGCAGGCCCGCCAGGGGAUGGCCCAAAGAGGAAAGGCCAGCACGUGGAGGCGGGGAAGCCUCCGCACAGCUCCCCCAGGCUCACAGCAUCACCGUUGACCGGCCCUUGGAACUAUAGCCAGAGCUAUCGAUGUCCCCUCGAGUUGACAGCCUAUGGGGCUCUAUUUAUUCGGCAUUGAUUCUCUGCGAUCGGUGACCAAGUUCGAGCAACAUCCAGGCGCCAGUUAGUCGGCCAUUACCCCUCCCAGGCCACGGCAUGGCAAUGUUUACAUCGCACAUUUUGUCAACAGGAUGGUACUUCAGAGAUAGCGAGGACAGCUCUCCAGAGGCAUGGAUGCCGGUCCCUGAAGUACCGUCCGUCGUCCAUCAGGACUUACAGGCGAAUGGAAGACUUGAGAAUCCAUACGUGGGAUUCAACGAGCUAGAUGCCAGAUGGGUCAAUGAGAAGUCAUGGGCCUACCGGAAGAUCUUGCAGACGCCAGCCAUACCCGCAGGCUCGGUAGUCGUUCUGGCGUUCGACGGGCUCGACACAUUUGCCACAGUCAAGCUUGACGACACGAUCAUUCUGGAGAGCAAUAACAUGUUUCAAGCUCAUCGAGUCGAUGUUACGAAAGCUCUGGAAACCGAAGGCGAGCACGUUCUGGAGAUUGAAUUUGAUUGUGCAUUGUUGCGCGCCCAGGAGCUUCGGAAGCAGGAUCCUAAUCACAAAUGGGCCUCUUUCAAUGGAGAUCCUGCUCGGAUGAGCGUCCGCAAAGCUCAGUAUCACUGGGGCUGGGAUUGGGGGCCAGUCCUUAUGACUGCGGGUAUCUGGCGGGAAGUGCGGCUGGAGGUUUAUUCUGCAAGGCUAGCAGAUCUCUGGACGGACAUCGGCCUGGAUUCCAAUCAUGAGUCCGCUCACGUAUCUGCAUUCACAGAGUUGGAUGCUGUAAACCUGGACUCUUCAUACAAGGUCAAUUUCACGCUAAGUUUUGAGGGUGAGGAAAUUGCCCGAGAAACAGCCACACCAAAAGACAGGAUCGCAACGGUUGAUUUUGAUAUUCCUCAACCUCGCCUCUGGUGGCCUCAUGGAUAUGGUAACCCAAACCUUUACGAGAUUGCAGCAACGUUGGAGAAAGGCCAAGAUGAAGUCCACAAAAUUGCCAAGAAGAUUGGCAUAAGAACUGCAGAGGUUAUUCAGCAGCCUGACAAACAUGGGAAAUCUUUCUUCUUCCGGAUCAACGGCGUGGAUAUUUUCUGUGGUGGCUCAUGCUGGAUUCCUGCAGACAAUCUCCUUCCGAGCAUCGAUGCGGAACGGUAUCGGAAAUGGAUUGAGCUGAUGGUUGCAGGUCGCCAAAUUAUGGUCCGGGUCUGGGGCGGCGGUUGCUACGAAGACGACAGCUUCUACCAAGCUUGUGAUGACUUGGGUGUCCUGGUGUGGCAGGACUUCAUGUUCGGCUGCGGAAACUACCCAACCUGGCCCGAGUUACUGGAGUCUAUCGAACAAGAAGCCAUCUACAACGUACGCCGGUUGCGACACCAUCCUUCCAUUGUGCUCUACGCUGGGAACAAUGAAGACUACCAGGUACAGGAAUCAGCAGGACUUACUUACAACUAUGAAGACAAAAAUCCGGAAAAUUGGCUAAAGUCCGAUUUCCCAGCCCGGUACAUCUACGAAAAGCUGUUGCCAGAUGUGAUACAGGAACUGUCUCCAAGAACCUUUUAUCAUCCCGGCAGUCCUUGGGGAGAUGGUAAGGUGACGUCUGAUCCGACAGUCGGUGAUCUUCACCAGUGGAAUGUCUGGCAUGGGACACAGGAAAAGUAUCAGAUCUUCGAUACACUCGGCGGUCGAUUCAACAGCGAGUUCGGGAUGGAAGCAUUUCCACAUCUAUCAACCAUUAAUUAUUUUGUCGAGCACGAAAAAGACAAGUACCCGCAAUCACAUGUCCUGGAUUUCCACAAUAAAGCUGACGGGCACGAACGUCGCAUCGCUACAUACCUUGUGGAAAACCUGAGAACGGCGACUGAUUUGGAGACCUACGUGUACCUCACCCAGGUUGUCCAAGCCGAGACAAUGAUGUUUGGAUAUCGUGGGUGGCGUCGCCAAUGGGGUGAUGAAAGACACUGUGGCGGUGCACUCCUCUGGCAGCUAAAUGACUGUUGGCCGACGAUCUCGUGGGCCAUUGUGGACUACUUUCUUCGACCGAAGCCUGCCUUCUACGCUGUAGCCCGGGUAUUGAAUCCGGUUGCUGUGGGCGUGCGACGCGAACAUCAUGACUGGAGUAUAACGCAUGCACAACCUCCGAAGACAAGCAAGUUUGAGCUCUGGGUUGCCAGUUCACUGCAGAAAGAGCUAUCCGGAAAGGUGGAGCUCAGAUUUCUUUCUGUAGACACUGGACACGAGAUACGGGAGCGUAUUGUGCAUGAGGAUGUUAAGAUCGUGCCAAAUGGCACUACAAACAUCAUCACAGACGGAGUCAUUGACCAUACAAUUGAUACCGAGCCACAUGUCCUCGCCGCUCGACUCUGGCUGGACGGUGACAUUGCCGCGCGGGACGUGGACUGGCCUCAGCCUUUCAAGUAUCUCGAUUUUGCGGAUCGUGGGCUUGAGGUUAGCAGGGGCUCUGAAACGGCUGAUCAGCAAACAUUCAAAAUUAGCACACAGAAGCCAGUCAAGUGCUUGGUGUUUGAGGAGCGAGACGGCAUUCGGCUCAGUGAUAGCGCGAUGGACAUUGUGCCUGGUGAUGACCAGACGGUUACGGUUACGGGACUGCGGCCGGAGGAGACCCUGAAGUACAAAUUCCUUGGACAAUGAUCAGCAGGACGGAUGAGUGUGCCGGUUGAUACUUUACUAUAGAAGUUGGCUAUCUAUGUUUUGUCGCCCUCAACUUUACCUACACCCAAACCAGUAGUAGGCGGGCUAUAG
Aspergillus ibericus CBS 121593 is the source of this 3045-nucleotide messenger RNA. Its product is annotated as beta-mannosidase. The transcript is spliced from 5 exons. Gene Ontology annotation, molecular function: beta-mannosidase activity. The coding region runs from base 400 to 2934 and encodes 844 amino acids. Gene Ontology annotation, biological process: carbohydrate metabolic process; glycoprotein catabolic process. NCBI's taxonomy places the organism in Eukaryota, Fungi, Ascomycota, Eurotiomycetes, Eurotiales, Aspergillaceae. The record is from RefSeq and is a predicted model, not a curated record.